CAAGUUAACUAAAUUUUAAACAAAAAUAAAGCAUGCAAUCCAAUCCCUUUUCAUACAGUACUUACCCUUACUAAUUUCAAUCAAGUAUAACAAUUAAAAGUAUUAGACAGAUUUCCUUAUGAAUCCAUAAGUGUAUUAUUCUAACUACAACCCUUACUAUUCUUAAGUCUAAACCUAUAUGGUAAUAACUUAAUGCUAUUAAUGUUUAGGCACCUUAACCAUAUCUAUAGAAUGAAUCUUAUCAUUUGAAUUACUAUUAGCAAUCAAAUUGUAUCAAUUAUAAUACCGAACAAACAGAGAUGAAAUAGCCAAAAAUUAUAAUCUCUCCUUAUAUCAAAUAAGAAGACAAUCUUAUUAAAUAAACUGAUAUUCAUACUUAAAAUCUAUGUGAGAAAAAGAAUGAAGACGAUAGUUCUGAUAAACUCUUGUAGAAAGUAGAGACAGUGAGACAGGUUAAAAAACCCAAUAGUUAGAUAAUUUAAAACCGUAGAGGUUAUUUUGUAUUCUAAUAUUAGGACAUUGGACAAAUGAAGAGCAUUACAAAUAUUUAAAAUUUGUUCGAUAACAUAAAGAAUUGUUUUAAACUAGUGUCUAAAAAAAGUUAAAUAGAGUAUUCAAAAUGAUGUCAAUUGAAAUACCAACUAGAACUGCUUGUUAAUGUAGAUCUCAUUAUUCGAAAUUCAAUCCAUUAGAUCAUAUUGUAAUCAUUCAUAUAUUAUUAUUAGGGCAAAGUAAGACGAAAAUUAGUUAACGAUGAAUCUGUUUAUCAACGUAUGUUCAAUACUACUCCAUAAAAUGACUGAGAUUCAUUCAUUAAUGUAUUAUUUCUAUAUUAUUUAAAUUAUGU
This is a messenger RNA of Paramecium sonneborni, 847 nucleotides long. The record is from the annotation of a GenBank genome assembly. NCBI's taxonomy places the organism in Eukaryota, Ciliophora, Oligohymenophorea, Peniculida, Parameciidae.